AUGAAUCCGAGUUAUUUCAAAACGGACGCGGCAAAGGCUCAUAAGCAAGUUUUAGCCGAGGAUUCAGAAAAAUUGGCACAGCACAAGAUUCAAGACACAGCCAAGCGCUUUAGCUUUUUGCUAGGACAUUCAGAGCUGUUUUCGCAUUUCAUCGACUUGAAGAAAUCCAACGACGAAGAAUUCAGAACCUUGGUCGAGAAUACCGAAAGAUAUACUAAAGCAAAUCCGAACAUUAUUGGAUCUCUAAGACAUCGAAAAACCGAACAAGAAGAGGACGAGGAACUAUUGAAAGAUGAAGAAGAUGAUUCUGGUGGUAUUCCCACAGUUUUCAAUGAAUCUCCUAGCUUUAUUCAUAAUGGAGUAAUGCGUGAUUAUCAACUCCAAGGACUGAAUUGGAUGAUCUCUCUAUUCGACAAUGGCAUAAAUGGCAUCUUGGCAGAUGAAAUG
This is a messenger RNA of Ambispora leptoticha, 447 nucleotides long. The record is from the annotation of a GenBank genome assembly. NCBI's taxonomy places the organism in Eukaryota, Fungi, Glomeromycota, Glomeromycetes, Archaeosporales, Ambisporaceae.